Mucor velutinosus is the source of this 750-nucleotide messenger RNA. RefSeq names its product guanine nucleotide-binding protein subunit alpha. Gene Ontology annotation, biological process: maturation of LSU-rRNA from tricistronic rRNA transcript (SSU-rRNA, 5.8S rRNA, LSU-rRNA). Gene Ontology annotation, cellular component: cytosolic large ribosomal subunit. The coding region runs from base 1 to 750 and encodes 249 amino acids. The record is from RefSeq and is a predicted model, not a curated record. The transcript has 3 exons. Gene Ontology annotation, molecular function: structural constituent of ribosome; RNA binding. NCBI's taxonomy places the organism in Eukaryota, Fungi, Mucoromycota, Mucoromycetes, Mucorales, Mucoraceae.
AUGGUUGCUUACAACGUCCCCACUGCUAACGACGUCCUCGUCCCCGAGACCCUCUUGAAGAAGAACAAGUCUUGCGCUAAGGCUGCCGAGGCUGCUGCUGCCAAGAAGGCUGAGCUCCGUAAGGCUAAGCUCGCCAAGAGACGUGAACUCUUCAAGCGUGCUGCCAAGUACGAUGCCGAAUACAAGGCUGCCGCCAAGAACGAGAUCCGUCUCCGUCGUCAAGCUAAGGCUCAAGGUAACUACUACGUUCCCGCUCAAGAGAAGCUCGUCUUCGUUGUUCGUAUCCGUGGUAUCAACAACAUUGCCCCCAAGCCCCGUAAGGUUCUCCAACUUUUGCGUCUUUUGCAAAUCAACAACGGUGUCUUCGUUCGUCUCAACAAGGCUACCUCCGAGAUGCUCCAAUUGAUUCAACCUUAUGUCACCUACGGUUACCCCAACUUGAAGACCAUCCGUGAGUUGAUCUACAAGCGUGGAUAUGCCAAGGUUAACAAGCAACGUAUCCCCAUCUCUGACAACUCUGUCAUUGAGAAGUCUCUUGGUAAGUACGACAUCAUCUGUGUUGAGGAUCUCAUCCACGAGAUUGCUACCGUCGGUCCCCACUUCAAGGAAGCCUCCAACUUCCUCUGGCCCUUCAAGCUCUCCAACCCCAACAACAUGUGGAGAGAGCGUAAGUUCCUCAACUAUGUUGAAGGUGGUGAUACCGGUAACCGUGAAGCUUUCAUCAACAACUUGGUUCAAUCCAUGAACUAA